Molecule: messenger RNA, 957 nt
Organism: Penicillium subrubescens
Lineage: Eukaryota; Fungi; Ascomycota; Eurotiomycetes; Eurotiales; Aspergillaceae
Exons: 1
Coding region: 1-957 (318 amino acids)
Source: RefSeq, a predicted model, not a curated record
AUGGAGCUGGACCGGCUUCGUUUAGUAUUGAUGACGACUUCGACGACCACAGCUUUUCCAAAAUGGCAUGAAAUGGAAGCAAAAACAGCACAGACUCAGGUGACGAAUGUCGCUUCAUCUCCGCCUACUAUAACACGAUCGCGGGGUGUACGCUUUGCCCCACCACUAGUCGAUCCGACUGCCUACACAGACCCUGGCACUGGGUCCAGUAGUCGCCCUUCCUCCAAGAUCUCAAACAUAUGUCACGCAAUCUACGGCUGUGCAAUUCCCAACGGCCAGGGAGUACCAAUUGGUCAUCUCUCUGAUGGACAAUAUACCCAUGAUUUCCAGAUUUUGAAGGCCGAUGCCGGGAACUUGGAACUACUUUCACUUGAAGAGUUACUUCUCGCGUCUCUAUCAGCCACUGAAACCUUCCGUGCACCCCUGAUAUUCCCCAAAAGGGAACGUCGCUUCCUAGCAGCGAAGCUCGCGAGUACAUUUCUCGAAUGUCACGGAAAUUGGCUUCCAUCACGUUGGUCAUCUCGCAACAUUUUCUUUACCAAAAAUAUCACCUCCACCAAUCUCGAAAAGACGAUUCGAACACCUGUUCUAGCCCGAAAACUAUCCAAUCCCACGGAAUUUGAAGGCUACAAACUCCCCUGGACAGCCUUCAAUGAUGUUCUUUUUCCUUUAGGGCUAGCUUUAAUCGAGCUUUCUCUUUGCCGAACAAUCACCUGCCUGCAUCCGCCGAGUGACCCGGGCCAAGAUGAGAUCUCCACGCUGCUUGAGAAGGCCAGAACUUGGAUAUAUGAUGUUACCUGUGAAAGUGGAACACAAUACGGGGAUGCUGUUCAACAGUGUCUCUUUUGGACUAAGAGUCGUGAAGUGGACAUGGAGAGUGAGGAAUUUCAGGCCGCGGUAUUUCAAUAUAUCGUCAAGCCUCUUGUUGAGGACUUUGAUCAGUUCAAGGACCUAUAA